Messenger RNA from Varanus komodoensis (Komodo dragon), 9208 nucleotides. RefSeq names its product lysine acetyltransferase 6B (gene KAT6B). The transcript has 17 exons. The record is from RefSeq and is a predicted model, not a curated record. Bases 1605 to 7712 code for a protein of 2035 amino acids. NCBI's taxonomy places the organism in Eukaryota, Metazoa, Chordata, Lepidosauria, Squamata, Varanidae. Gene Ontology annotation, biological process: regulation of DNA-templated transcription; nucleosome assembly. Gene Ontology annotation, cellular component: MOZ/MORF histone acetyltransferase complex; nucleosome. Gene Ontology annotation, molecular function: histone acetyltransferase activity; DNA binding.
UGCUGAAUGUGCACAUGUGUGUGGGGUCAGUGCUUUGCCAUUCUGACUUUAAGGAUUGUUCAAUCAGACCUUGUACACCCCAUAAAUUACCGGGAUGUGCCCCAUACCCUACAACCUUCAGCCCUCCUGUCCCAAAGUGAUGAUAAGUAGAUAAGUAAGAGAAGAACUUCCAGGGGAAAUCAGUCAGAUGCUUUUCUGCUUUCACAAGCUUGGAUUCAGCUUGUUCAAGGGGGUCUCCCUGCCUCCUGUAAGCCCCCCACUCCCAGAACAGCUUUAGUGGCACUGUGUUCUUGCAUCAAAAGCAAUUGCACACAUGUAUCAGGCCACUCUAUGGCAAUUUAUGGGAAAAAAAAACCAAGUGCUUUUCAGUCAUAUUCUAACUAAUAUGUAAAUAUCCCACCAAAAUAUUCUGAGGCAGUUUUUCCCAACUUGAUACCUUAAAGGUGUCCCACUAAGCUCUGCCAUGCCACAGCAUGGCCGCAGGUUCAAGAAUGCUGGCUGAACAUCACCAAAUCAUUAAUGCUACAUAAAAGUUAACAGGAUUAGAAUUUUAUCUGAAAAGAGGAGUGUUCCACAACUUUGGUUCCUUCAUCAUGAAGGACCUCUCCUUGGUAGCCCACCAUUUCAUUUUAGCUUGCUGGGCAGGGGGACAGAAGGAGGUCACUAACAAAGUUAAUGUAGAUGCUUAAUGCAGGUAAUGUGCAGAAGGGUCACAAUGUUGAUUUCUCACAUAAUUGCUAUAUAUGUGGAGACAAGCAGCUGAACAAACUGGCUGUGUAGAAAAAUUUUAAUCCAAAUUUAUAUCAGAGUUCUGUCUCUGGUGUUAAAUGUAUGAUGGCUCCCUCACACAUAAAACUGAUCUGUUUCUGCCACAGAUCAAAGGACUAUGUAUUAUCUCGACUGCUGUACAGUUCUAGAUCAGCAGUAGAAAAGGCUGGCUUCUAUGUAAGCCUGCUUGAGUUUUAAGAUCUUGGAGGAGGAGCUUUUCUUGGUACUGUUUACUAUUAGAGGCAGACUUGGUGGGGUGUGGCGAAAGGGCCUUCUCACUGCUUUUCUAGGCUGUGGAACUCCUCUCUGCUUCUUCCAGCAAGCAAAUACAUUUUUAUUCAGGCAGGCCAUUGACAUAUAAACUAGUUAUUGCCAAAAGGGGUUUUAAUUGGUCGGUGAUGUUUAUCUCGUAUAUUGUUGCAUUUUAGCAUAUUUUUAAUGUUAGGUUUAAUGACAAGUUUUUAGCUUUAAAGUCAGCAUAAGACAAAAUAAGCAAUUAAAUAAUCAAGAUUUGUUGUUAGUGUCCUUCAAUGUCAUUUCUGUUGGAAAGACUUCUGUGAAGACCUGAAGAUACUGCCCAGGCAAAGAUUCGUCAAAACUGUGGAGAUGUCUUUCAUCUGGUAUAAUAGAAUGUUGGCCGAUUAAUGUUUUUUAAAAUAAUGUUUGAAUCAUCCCAGGUUUUUCUGGUAUCCUAAGGAUAGAUUUAUGAAUUGGUUUUACAGAGUGUGAAGAAAAGCCCAUUUUUCCUGUGGCGAAUAUUUCUUGAAGGGAUCAGUAAUAGGACUAGAGAGAAACUCUAUGGGUAACACUUGUUUUUGGGAAAUUAUUGGUUAACCAUGGUAAAACUUGCUAACCCACUUUACACUGAGUGGAUUCUUGAAGCUAUACAAAAAGUCAAAAGGCAGAAGCAGAGGCCAUCUGAAGAGAGAAUUUGUCAUGCAGUCUGUGCAUCCCAUGGAUUGGAUAAGAAGACUGUUUCUGAGCAGUUGGAACUAAGUGUUCAAGAUGGUUCUAUUCUCAAAGUUACCAACAAAGGCCUUGCUUCCUACAAGGACCCAGAUAAUCCAGGGCGAUUUUCAUCUGUUAAAUCAGGUGACCUUCCUAAACCUACUAAAGGGUCUAGGGUAGCUUGCAAUGAACUUCGGAAUGUGGAUUGGAAUAAACUCCUGCGGAGAGGAAUUGAAGGACUUCAGGAAACAAAUGGCUCUUCCCUCAGAAACAUAGAGAAAUAUCUGAGAAGUCAACAUGAUCUUGCAGGUAUUUUCAACAACCCCGUUUUUCAGCGGAGAUUACGACUGGGGGCCAAACGUGCUGUAAAUAAUGGAAGAUUAUUGAAAGAAGGACCGCAGUAUAGGGUGAACUAUGGUAGCCUGGAAGGCAAAGGAGCAUCUAAAUACAGUUCAUUGCCCGCAUCUCUCCCACCUGUGAGUCUUUUGCCUCAUGAAAAAGACCAGCCACGAGCUGAUCCCAUUCCAAUAUGCAGCUUCUGCUUGGGGACAAAAGAAUCAAACCGUGAGAAAAAGCCAGAAGAACUUCUCUCAUGUGCUGAUUGUGGCAGCAGUGGGCAUCCAUCCUGCUUGAAAUUUUGUCUCGAGUUGACAACAAAUGUGAAGGCCUUAAGAUGGCAGUGUAUUGAAUGCAAGACAUGCAGUGCCUGUAGAAUCCAAGGCAAAAAUGCAGAUAAUAUGCUUUUCUGUGAUUCUUGUGACAGAGGAUUCCAUAUGGAGUGCUGUGACCCACCACUUUCCCGAAUGCCAAAAGGGAUGUGGAUCUGCCAGGUCUGCAGACCAAAGAAAAAAGGAAGAAAGUUGCUUCAUGAAAGAGCAUCCCAGAUAAGGCGGCGAUACACAAAACCUAUUGGACGACCAAAAAAUAAAUUAAAGCAACGAAUGUUGUCUGUGCCCAGUGAUGAAGGAUCCAUGAAUGCAUUCACAGGAAGGGGGUCACCUGGUAGGGGUCAAAAGACUAAAGUCUGUACCACACCUUCAUCUGGUCAUGCUGCAUCUGUGAAGGAUUCCAGCAGCAGAUUGGCUGUUACAGACCCCACCCGGCCUGGUGCCACCGCCACCAAAAUCACCACCACCACCACCUCCACCUACAUACCUGCCUCUACACUUAACGUUAACAAGAAAACCAAAGGGCUCAUUGAUGGCCUUACUAAGUUUUUCACACCGUCACCCGAUGGUCGCAGAUCACGAGGUGAAAUAAUAGACUUUUCAAAGCAUUAUCGUCCAAGGAAAAUGGCCUCUCAGAAACAGUCAUGUACUUCUCAUGUGUUGGCUACAGGUACCACACAAAAGCUAAAACCUUCUUCACUUCCACCCCCAACCCCCAUCUCUGGUCAGAGCCCCAGUUCACAAAAAUCCAGCACUUCCAUCUCUUCUAAUUCUCCCCAAAGCUCCUCCAGUCAGUCAAGUGCACCCUCCUUUAGCAGCCUUCCUAAUAGCAGUCAGCUAAAGGGACUCUUUGAUGGACUUUCUCAUAUUUAUACCACUCAGGGACAGUCUCGACAAAAGGGCCAUCCAAGUUAUGCACCACCCAAGCGUUUGCGUCGUAAAGCAGCCUUCUCUUCCACAUCCAAGUCUAAUCCUGCUUUCUGUGGAAAGAAAGAGAUUAGAAGUAGGUUUAUUUCUCAUUCCUCCACCUCUGGAUGGGGUAUGUCUAGAGGACGUGCUUUUAAAGCAAUUGCUCACUUCAAGCAAACAACUUUCCUUAAAAAGCGCAUGAUUCUAGGCAGAUUAAAGUAUAAAGUGACCCCUCAGAUGGGGACCCCCUCACCAGGGAAGGGGAGCUUGGCAGACGGAAGGAUUAAACCUGAUCAGGAUGAUGGUACAGAAAUCAAAAUAAGCAUCAAACAAGAAAACUCAGAUCUAUUCCUGGUGGGAAGCAAGGAUAUUGUAACUGAAGAAGAUUUGGAAAUGUUUAAGCAGGCCCAAGAACUUGCAAUGGAGAAGAUCGGUUAUAAAUAUGGUGGAGAAACAAAUGGACGGUACCCUUCUGUGAUAGAAUUUGGGAAAUACGAGAUCCAGACGUGGUAUUCCUCUCCUUACCCACAGGAGUAUGCAAGACUAUCAAAGCUUUUCCUGUGUGAAUUCUGUCUUAAAUAUAUGAAAAGUAAAAAUAUUUUGCUAAGGCAUGCAAAGAAGUGUGGCUGGUUUCAUCCUCCAGCCAAUGAAAUCUACAGAAGGAAGGACCUUUCAGUGUUUGAGGUUGAUGGAAAUAUGAGCAAAAUUUAUUGCCAAAAUCUGUGCUUGUUAGCAAAGCUCUUUCUGGACCAUAAAACCUUGUAUUAUGAUGUUGAGCCAUUCCUUUUCUACGUUCUCACAAAGAAUGAUGAGAAAGGGUGCCACUUAAUUGGAUACUUCUCUAAGGAAAAGCUGUGUCAGCAAAAGUACAAUGUCUCCUGCAUAAUGAUCAUGCCCCAGUACCAAAGGCAAGGAUUCGGAAGGUUUCUCAUUGAUUUCAGUUACUUACUUUCUAGAAGAGAGGGACAAGCAGGAUCACCUGAAAAGCCUCUCUCAGACCUGGGUCGUGUCUCCUACUUGGCCUAUUGGAAAAGUGUCAUACUGGAAUAUCUUUACUGUCAUCAUGAGAAACAGAUCAGCAUCAAAGGAAUGAGCCGAGCAACUGGAAUGUGUCCCCAUGACAUUGCCACCACUCUGCAGCACCACAGCAUGAUAGACAGGAGAGCAGAAAAAUUUAUAGUAAUUAGAAGGGAGAAACUGAUCUCAAGCCACAUGGAGAAACUGAAAACCAAUCCACGCAUCAACGAAGUAGAUCCAGAAAAGUUGAGGUGGAACCCCCCUUUAGUUCCUAACGCAGCGGUUUCUGAGGAAGAGAGAGAAGCUGAAAAAGAGGCGGAACGACUGAUGGAACAAGCAAGCUGCUGGGAAAAAGAAGAGCAAGACCUGUUCUCCACAAGAGCCAGUAGGCAAUUGCCCGCAAAAGUGCAAUCUAAAACCAAGUAUUCAAGGCCUCCAGAGAAUGUCACUGUAGUAGCGGAGCGAGGGCAAGCCACAGAUCCACCCAAAGAGAGCAGUGGGGAGGAGGAGGAGGAGGGAGAGGAGGAGGAGGAGGAAGAGGAGGAGGACGCAGAUGGGCAUCAUCAGCAUUCUCCUCCAAAGCUGGCAAAGCCCCAGUUGCCUGCCACCAAGAGGAAGAGACCUUCCAUACUGAAAAAGAAAAGAGGUCGUAAGCGCAGGAAAAUUAAUAGCAGUGUGACAACGGAAACCAUUUCUGAGACCACUGAAGUUCUGAACGAGCCCUUUGAUAACUCAGAAGAAGAGCGGCCUGCAACACAGCUGGAGCCCACCUGCGAGGUGGAUGAAGAAAAUGAUGAAUUAAAGGCUGGCCUUCACAAAGAUUUCCAGUGUCAGUCUGCAGAAAAGGAAGAGGAGGACGAGGAGAAAGAGAAAGACAAUCACUGUUACCCAAGCGACGCUCCAUGCAGAGUUGACAUGGAAGAGAAUGUAGCUAUGCUGGAAGAUGGUGGUAAAGACAAUCCGGAACCUGCAGUGGGUAAACAAGGGUGGCCGAAAGGCAUGAAGCAGUGCCAAUCCAAAUGGAGGCAAAACAAAGAGAGAAAGCCGGGCUUUAAGCUUAAUUUGUACACUCCGCCAGAGACACCUAUGGAACCUGACUAUCAGGCAAUGGCAGAGGAGUCAAAGGAGAUGGUAGAGAACAGUGCAUCUCGAGCCUCUAGUGCCACGGAAGAGCUGAAAACCCCCGAAAGCGUUCCACCACAUGUGGACGAGGCCAGAAAUGCUGCGUCUCUGGAGUUACCCGAAGCAGGAAAAGCAGAAGAUAGUUUACUAGAAGUGGAGAAGAACAACAUAGCAGAAGAGGACAGAAGUGUGAGUAGUCAAGAUGAAGGUCAGCAAAAUGGAACAGAAAUGGAGAAAGAUGCACCUGAGCAUGUAAAGGAGGAGGAGGAGGAGGAGGAAGAGGAGGAGGAGGAGGAGGAGCAAGCCCACAAUGAGGAUCAUGAUGCUGAUGAUGAGGACGAGAGCCACAUGGGUGCAGGGGCAGUCGAGGCACAGGAGGCAGGAUCCGGGGAAGCUCUCAAAAAAGCACUCGAGGCUCAGGAGACUUUUUUAGACACCAGUGAGCAGAGUGGCAGAUCGGAUGCGGGGGAUUUAAUGGACUGUGGGGUUGCUCUCGCGGCUGGGUACGACGGCGCCCAUAAAGAGCGUCCUGCUGCUGUGGAGCCUGGCUCCGAGUCCAGCGGUGCAAGUACAGAAAAGCCAAACCAGACAGACGGUAAUGAACUGCAUCCUGCAUUUAAGGACACAAAUGCAGAAGCCAGAGAGAUCGAUUCCGAGACUGUCCAGGCAGUGAAGUCCCUCACACAGGAGGCAGCGGAGGAGGCAGAAGCGUUUCAGGACUCUGCGGAGACUCAGGAGGCCUGUCGGAGCCUGCAGACCUACUCCAACGCAGACCAGAGCCCACAGAUGGCCACGCUGGGGGAUGACUGCCAGCCGUCCGGCCACAGCAGCCCCAUCUCGUCCGUCCAGUCCCAUCCCGGCCAGUCAGUCCACUCUGUCAGCAGUCCAAAUGUGCCUCCGCUGGAAACCAGCUAUGCUCAGAUCAGUCCCGACCCGAGCGCCAUCUCGGUGCCCUCGCUGCAGAACAUGGAAACCAGCCCCAUGAUGGACGUCCCCUCUGUCUCUGACCAUUCGCAGCAGGUCGUGGACAGUGGGUUCAGCGACCUGGGCAGCAUUGAGAGCACCACCGAGAACUACGAGAACCCGAGCAGCUACGACUCCACGCUGGGCAGUGGCCUCUGUGGCAGCGGCUCCGCGCAGAGCAGCUGCUCGUACAGCAGCCUCACCUCCAGCAACAUGACGCAGAGCAGCUGUGCCGUGACCCAGCAGAUGUCCGGCGGCGGGAGCAGCAGCUGCAGCAUGAUGCCCAGCGCCAGCAUCGGCUCGCCCCCGCCCUGCAGCGUGAAGUCCCCACAGGGCUGCGCCGUCGAGCGGCCCCCCAGCAGCAGCCAGCCGCUUCCGCAGUGCGGCAUGGCCGCGCACUUCAGCCCGCCCAUGCAGCUGAACGACAUGGCAGAGGCCGGCGGCGCCAACCUCGGCUUGUACGAGAGGAUGGGCCAGGGCGAGUUUGCGGCGGGUCACUACCCGCAGCCGUCCGCCACCUUCAGCCUCGCCAAGCUGCAGCAGUUGACCAACACGCUGAUGGACCACUCCUUGCCUUACAGCCACUCGGCCGCUGUCACUUCCUAUGCAAAUAGUGCCUCCUUGCCCGCCCCUCUCAGCAGCACGGGACUGGUCCAGCUUUCUCAGUCUCCUCACCCAGUGCCAGGAGGAGGCCAGGUCCAGGCCACGAUGACGCCGCCCCCUAACCUCACUCCGCCUCCCAUGAACUUGCCGCCGCCCCUUCUGCAGCGGAACAUGGCCGCGUCCAACAUCGGCCUGCCCCACGGCCAGAGGCUGCAGACCCAGAUGCCUGGCAAAGGCCACAUUUCCGUAAGGACUAAGGCGGCGACCCUGCCGCCGCCGCCGCCGGCAGCCGCCACCGCCGCCCACCAGCCACAGCUCUACGGGCGCGCCUCGCAGGCCGUGGCCAUGCAAGGGCCGGCACGCACCUUAACCAUGCAGCGCGGCAUGAACAUGAGCGUGAACCUGAUGCCGGCCCCCGCGUACAAUGUCAACUCGGUGAACGUGAACGUGAACACCCUCAACGCCAUGAACGGGUACAGCAUGUCCCAGCCAAUGAUGAACGGCGGCUACCACGCCAAUCACGGCUACAUGAACCAGGCCGCCCAGUACCCCGUGCAGAUGCAGAUGGGCAUGAUGGGGAGCCAGCCGUACGCGCAGCAGUCCAUGCAGAGCAGCCCGCACGGCAACAUGAUGUACUCCCCUCCGGCACAUCACGGCUACAUCAACGCCGGCAUGUCCAAGCAGUCUCUGAACGGCUCGUACAUGCGUAGGUAGGGCUGUGUGGGGGAGGCGAGGGGAGGGGAGGGAAGGGGAGCCGGCGGCUGUCCCGAACUGGCGCGCCAGGACCCGACCCGCACAAAAACACAUCCUUUGGCAAGCAUGAUUUCAAAACCAGCAACCGGUGUGAAUGCAAAAACAUUCGUUGGCACCAUGAAAAAAGAAAAAAAACGUAUGCAGCAGAAAGCCUUAUAUAAAUGUGCUCUCUCUUAUUUUUAUUUGUUCUGCAGUCUUGUUUUUGUUUGCAGUCUUUUGUAUAACUGAUGUUCUAUAGUGAGGCAGAAGUUCUUCCUUGUUCUGCGGACACGCAAAGCAAGCCGGUGGCUCACAGCCACUCUAAUGUGCCUGCUCCCAUCGGAAAUGUGCAUCUUCGUUUUGGAGUAACUCUGAUGUUGUGCUGGACUGUGAGCUUCCCUCCUGUCCCGCCCCUCCCCUCCCCGCCCCUCCCCGCCUUCUCCACCAUGUAAAUGCCUUUUUGCAUUGUAUUCAUGGACUCUUUUGCUCCUCAAGGUGACACUUUCGCAUGCCGCUAAUGUCUUUGUUAGUGACAGUGCGUUCUGUAGUACUGUACAAGUGUUGUGCUUAACAGUAAGCUAAGCCAUCCUCUUGAUUUGUGUUUUUUGCCUUGAUGGGGGUGGGGUGGGGAGCAGUUUGAAGGGGCUUAAGAAAUAAAUAUAUUUUUGUUAAUUAGAUUUUUAAAAUCUGGUUUUUUUUAAAAAAAGAAAAGAAAAAAAGCUGUGAAAGCUAUUCCAGUUGUGAUUAGUUUAGGCAUUUUGAGUGCAAUCCGCUGGGAAAUCCCCUUGUGUUCACGUGCUCUUGCACAAAUCUGGUUCAUUUCCAUGGGGUUGACCCAGAAGAGUGGCCUGAUGGAUUGCAUCCUUGAGCGGGAAGUGCUACGUGCCAAGGCAAGUCUUUUUUCUGUCCUGGUGGCACAUUUUUCCCCAGAGAAAAAGGAAAAAAAAAGGCAGCUUACUGUUUUCUUUAUGUUGAUUUUUUAAAAAAAUGCAAACCUUUAUUGAUUGAAUGAAGCAUAUCAGUGUGUAUCACGUUUUUGAAACAUUUUCAUAGAUAUCUGGAUACUUGGCAGGAUUUUAAAAAAAGUGAAUUUGGUGUAAAGUUGCUAUUUUAUGGAAAUGCCUCUAACUUUACAUUUUCAUUCCAUCUGUAGAUUUUUCUAUCUUUAUAAAAUAUUGGAGUUAUUUUUUAAGAAAACUAAAUAGAGCAGUAGCGUGUGAAUAGCUCAAAUGACGCAUAAAGAGCGCAUGUAAAAAAAGCAGAAGGUAUUGGUGUCUGUUUAUAUGGCUUCCUUUUUUUGUAGCCUUUGUACCUGUACAGAGUGACUGUAAGAGCCCAGAAGUGGCUUGAUUCGUGUAUAAAAAUAGACCCAGUGACACUCUCUUGUAUUUAUGUUACCUUUUUAGUCAGUCACUUAAAUAAAGCAAAGACAAGCUGUACAUUUUAACAUAAAAAUAAAUUAUGAUGAGCCAUUUUUA